Capsella rubella is the source of this 829-nucleotide messenger RNA. Its product is annotated as pectinesterase inhibitor 9. The transcript has 2 exons. Gene Ontology annotation, molecular function: enzyme inhibitor activity. The coding region runs from base 29 to 643 and encodes 204 amino acids. Gene Ontology annotation, biological process: negative regulation of catalytic activity. Lineage: Eukaryota; Viridiplantae; Streptophyta; Magnoliopsida; Brassicales; Brassicaceae. The record is from RefSeq and is a predicted model, not a curated record.
AACAAAAGCUAGAGGGAGAAAAAACAUUAUGGAGCUGAAAAAUAAAAUCUUUCUUGUUCUACUUGUAUCAAUAACCAUUCUCCAAUCUUCAUCCGCAAACCCAAGUCGCUCGGAACCAGACCGGUUCAUUGUGUCGUCAUGCCAAACCACACGGUAUCCAUUAUUAUGUGUGCAUACACUCUCUGCUUACGCCACCAAGAUCCGCCACAACAAUGAUCAAGAUCUCGCCCAAACCGCUCUUACCAUCAGCUUGGCUCGAGCCAAGUCUGUUUCUAUCUUCGUCGCUAAACUAACCAAAGAGACACCAAGAUUCAAGCGUAGAGAAUAUUUAGCAAUCAAAGAUUGCAUCGAAGUGUUAGGCAAUAGCGUGGACCGGUUAGCUCAAUCGGUUAAAGAACUAGGUCGAGCUGGCCAUGCUGUGGCUAGUGAGGACUUCAUGUGGAAGAUGAGUAACGUUCAGACAUGGGUCAGUGCUGCUUUGACUGACGAGACAACGUGUCUAGAUGGGUUCUCGGAUCGAGCUAUGGGAGGCAAAGUGAAGAGGCUGAUUCGGUUUAAAGUGGUUCACGUUGCUCAAGUCACUAGCAAUGCUCUUGCUUUGGUUAAUCAGUUUGCAGAGAAACGAAGUGUGAAGCUUCCCUAAAUUGAUGAGUUUUUGUUUCUUUAUAUGUGAAAAUUUUGGUUUGUAUGUGAAAGUUUGAAUCUAAAAAAGUUGUAUAAAUUGUUAUCUUUUUGUGUCGGUCGGAAAAGAAAACUAGAGAGAUUGUGUAACGAUCUUUGUAGUGUUCUGUAUGAUAUUUUAAUUUUAAGAUAAUUAUAUAUACAUAUA